AUGACCUCCUCCAAUUUGCACGCUGCGUCGUCGAGCUACGCUAGUCCGGGUGUGGGCGGGGCCCAAGCCCCCAGCGGUUCAUGGGUGGAAGAGAUCCCCUUCGAAUUGCUCCAUUUGGAAUUGGUGCAACGGGCCUUGGGCAGCGCGCCCGGAUCGAGUCGCGAGCGCGCUUUGGCCGAUUUGGAACUGUUGGGCUUUAACGCCGGAUUCCGUCUCAUCGAGAAGCUCACCAAAGAGUCGCCCAAGUUCAAGGACGAGUUAGAUUUGAUGAAGUUUGUGUGCAAAGAGUUCUGGGUCGGCGUGUUCCGUAAACAGAUCGAUAACCUGCGCACCAAUCAUCAGGGCGUGUACGUGUUACAGGACAAUCAGUUCAAGUUCUUGGCCAAGGUCAGUCAGGGCGCUCAGCAUCUCGAGCACGCCCCCAAGUUCGUAGUUUUCACCUGCGGUUUGUUGCGCGGCUCGUUGGCCAAUUUGGGCGUGAAUUCCGUCGUCACGGCCGAAGUCACCCAUUUGCCCUCGGUCAAGUUCCAGAUCCAAGUUCAACGGGCUUAG
Molecule: messenger RNA, 552 nt
Organism: Tigriopus californicus
Lineage: Eukaryota; Metazoa; Arthropoda; Copepoda; Harpacticoida; Harpacticidae
Gene: Trs33
Product: trafficking protein particle complex subunit 6b-like
Exons: 1
Coding region: 1-552 (183 amino acids)
Biological process (GO): endoplasmic reticulum to Golgi vesicle-mediated transport; regulation of GTPase activity
Cellular component (GO): trans-Golgi network; cis-Golgi network; TRAPP complex
Source: RefSeq, a predicted model, not a curated record